This is a messenger RNA of Adelges cooleyi (spruce gall adelgid), 1893 nucleotides long. RefSeq lists its product as uncharacterized. The record is from RefSeq and is a predicted model, not a curated record. Bases 735 to 1799 code for a protein of 354 amino acids. NCBI's taxonomy places the organism in Eukaryota, Metazoa, Arthropoda, Insecta, Hemiptera, Adelgidae. The transcript is spliced from 6 exons.
UACUUAAUUGAAAAGUGUUACCUUUUCUCUCGUUUCCCUAAUGGUAAUAAAAACUAAGUGUCUUUAAGCAAAUAAGUGAACUGUAAUAAAGGCCGCAUCUCCUGAAAAAGCCAAAGUGCGGCUCUGGGUUUUUGCUAGUGUUAGUAUUUGCGUUCAAGCUAUUAACCCGUUUAUUAUAGUCAAUUACUAGGCAAUAUAAUUGACCCGACUCCCGAGACUAUUUAUAAUCGGAGGCCUGAAGUUGGAUGGAAAGCAUCAAUGGCAGCAUGCCAGAAUCAAUCCGGAAGAGGCGACUAGAGCUCUGCCCUCUUUCCGCACCACUUAUUAAAGGUACCUUAGUUUUCAGUUACAGAUACCGACAAGUUAUCAGUGAUAAGAAAACUGGUAGUACAUUUUUAAGUGAUAAGAAAACUAGUAGACAGUAGUCAAAUUUCAAAAUACCAUCGAAUGGCCAAGUGACAUAUGAAAUGUAAAAUCUAUUACUCUGAGACCUCGUAUUUUACAACAAUAUAGUAAUUUGCAAAAGAAUCUUGUGUAUUAUUACAUCAUAAUGCAGUGUCAUAGAUCCAGCUGAAUAUCGUGUAUAAACAUAAUUUUAGAAUAUUGUACCUUGGUGCUUAAGAGUUAAAUAAUCGCAUUACGGCUUAUAACCUGAACAGAUUAAAGUAAUGAUGUUCAAAAAUCUAAAUCGAUCGCUAAAUUCAAAAUAUAUGUUGUUUUUAUAAAAUUUUACAAUGAUUCGAGUUAAAGAGAAAAUACGGUAUGAUGUAAAUGUUCAUCGUGAAAAAAAUAAACUUAUUCUUUUGAACGCUAGACGUGGAAUCACAUUUGACGAGAACGAUGAUAAAAAUGAUACGUUUACUAUUCAAGACGUGCACAAUAUUGCGUUGGAAAUUAAAAAGAAAAAAACAAUCACUAGAAAUCAUUUAAAAUUAUUGAAACACGCGUUUCUUAAUGGCCAAGAGUUUAUUCUGGAAUUUUUUCGAGUACAAGGAGCAUUCGAUUCGUUACUUCACUACACGUCAAGUAAUGACGAUGCUUUACAACUUGCAGCUUUUGAAUGCUUUUGUAACAUGUCUUUAGGUGAUAAUAAAACUUGCAUUAAGUUGGCUAAAUUAAUUACUCCGUACUUAAUGGUGCAUAUAAACAGUUUAAACUUUAACAUAUCAUCUAUUUCUAUAUGGACUUUAGGAAACAUAAGUGAUUCGAGUGAAACGGCUUGUGUCUUACUCCAAAAUCAAAACUUUUUUGAAGCUUUGGUUAAUUGUUUAAAAAAUUCAACAUGUGAUGAAGUUAUUCAAAACACAUUUUAUGCUUUGAAACUCAUGCUUAAAACCUACAUUUCUCAGUUGAAGAUAGAGAUACUAAACGAUUUGCUGCAAACUUGUUUAGAACGAUCAAAAACGUGGAAAGAAUCAUUUUGGAUUAUAUAUCAAAUAAGCUGUAGACAAGAUUUCGCUUUACACGACGACCACCUAAUGCGACAUUUGUUAAACAGUAUACAUUCCGACGAUGAAUUAGUUGACAUAAAAUUUUUAAUACCUAUUUUGAGAACAUUUGGUAAUAUCAUAGCUCUAGACCAAAGUAAUAAUUCAGCAAAUACAUUUUUGUUUGCGUUGAAAAGUCAAGGACCUAUCAUAAGACAUAUUUUAAUUCAAAACAAAUCGAUAAAUCUAAGUAAUGAAUGUGCGUGGCUUCUUGGUAAUGUGUUUAAUUCGCUACAUAUUAAUAAUUUUAAUGACAACAAUGUGAUAAAUGCAGAUUAUUUUGAAGAAGUUUGCAGUUAUUUUUUUGUAUAGAUUUAAGUGUACAUUUUUGUAUAAAUUUUAGUUAAACAUACUGUACAUCAUUUUUUUUUUUUGCAAUUAAAGAUAUAAUUAAUAAUUUUUUAAA